UUCGCCAUGUCUCUCCACCGCAAUCCCCCCUUCCGUGUUGAGCACGUCGGAUCUCUUCUCCGUACUGAUGAACUCCUCAAGGUGAAGGCUGCCUAUGAGAAGGGUGAGGUCCCUCACUCUGUUUUGGAGGCUGUUGAGAAGAAGGAUAUCAAGGACGUUGUUGAGCUCCAGAGGGAGCUUGGUUAUCCGGCUCUUUCAGAUGGAGAGUACUGCAGACACAUGUUCUGGGGCUCGUUCUUCCCUGGUCUAGAUGGAUUCGAAGAGGUUGCGGAUAUUGACAUUGGAAAUUUCCGUCCCUAUGCUCCUGACGUUGCUGCUUUCCGUGAAGCCGAGCAUAAGCCCUGUGAGAGCAUUGUUUGUACUGGAAAGAUCAAACAUGUUGGCAGCACAUAUGUCAACCAAUUCAAGUACCUGGCUAGCCUGGUUGCGCCGGAGGAGGUUAAGAAUCUGAAGCUCACCCUCGUUGCUCCUAGCUGGUAUCACCUGCGCUACAAGGAGGGCAAGGCCUACCCCAAGGAUGUGUAUAACUCUCUUGAUGAGUACUUUGCCGACAUUGCCAAGGCUUAUCAGGAUGAGCUCCAGAUCCUCUAUGAUGCUGGCUGCCGUAACGUCCAAUUCGAUGAUCCUAAUCUUGCUUUCUUCUGCUCUGAGACGAUGCUUACCGGGUGGAAGGAAGACUCCCUGAACAUCUACUCCGCCGACGAGACGUUCGAGCUGUACAUUAAGCUGUUCAACGACUGCGUCGCAAAGCGCCCCGCUGACUUCCACAUCGGUGUGCAUCUCUGCCGGGGUAACUUUGUGGGCAGCCGUCACUUCUCCGAGGGUGGCUACGACCGCAUCGCCACCAAGCUCUUCAACGAGCUCAACGUUGACACCUACUACCUCGAAUAUGACACUCCCCGUGCCGGAGGGUUCGAGCCCCUCAAGGAGCUUCCCAAGAACAAGAACGUCAUCCUGGGUGUGGUGACCAGCAAGUUCCCCGAGCUCGAGGAUAAGGAGGAGAUGAAGAAGCGUGUCUAUGAUGCUGCUAAGUUCAUCGCCGAGGGCAACGAUGUCUCCGUUGAGCAGGCCCUAAACCAGGUUGGUGUCAGCCCACAGUGUGGGUUUGCUAGCCACCGUGACGGCAAUGCCAUUGACCGCCAGGGCAUGAUUAACAAGCUGAAGCUUGUCCGUGAGAUUGCUAACGAUAUCUGGCCUGGCCAGCUUUAAUAGCAUCCAAAUACGAGAGACACAUGCAGUAAGUGCUGUGAUGACGAUGAUAUGAAG
Molecule: messenger RNA, 1266 nt
Organism: Aspergillus ochraceoroseus IBT 24754
Lineage: Eukaryota; Fungi; Ascomycota; Eurotiomycetes; Eurotiales; Aspergillaceae
Product: cobalamin-independent methionine synthase II family protein
Exons: 3
Coding region: 7-1209 (400 amino acids)
Molecular function (GO): 5-methyltetrahydropteroyltriglutamate-homocysteine S-methyltransferase activity; zinc ion binding
Source: RefSeq, a predicted model, not a curated record